This is a messenger RNA of Tripterygium wilfordii, 1896 nucleotides long. Its product is annotated as pentatricopeptide repeat-containing protein At5g15300-like. Gene Ontology annotation, molecular function: protein binding; RNA binding. Gene Ontology annotation, biological process: RNA modification. The record is from RefSeq and is a predicted model, not a curated record. The transcript has a single exon. The coding region runs from base 45 to 1808 and encodes 587 amino acids. Lineage: Eukaryota; Viridiplantae; Streptophyta; Magnoliopsida; Celastrales; Celastraceae.
AGCGUCUUCGAAUCCUUUCUCCGGUUCUCUUAUGGCCGGUGUUGAUGCCUUCCCUAUCUCAUUUCAACUCCUUUCUACGCUACAUUACGACCGCGACACCCGGAUUCAAAUUCGAAGCUCGCAACUUCAAAACGAAAAAUUUAUCUUUUAUUCUCCAGUCAUGCAAAACUGUGAAAAGCUUGGAGCAAAUCCACGCACAUCUCAUCACCACAUCUCAGAUCAAAGACACAUUCACAGUCAUCAAGUUGCUGGAAUCCUAUGCAGUCUCGGCUCGAAACAUUUCCAUUGCUUACCGGGUUUUUAACGGAAUCGACCGUCCUGAUUCUUAUGCCUGGACAACCAUGAUUAGAGGGUUUUUAGAGGCGAAAGACCCUGGAAAGGCAAUUGAAUUUUAUGGGGCAAUGAGGUCAAGGGGUGUAGAAUUGAAUAGGUUCACGUUUUUGUUCAUCUUGAAGGCGUAUGGGUUAAGAACCAGCCUAAAAGAAGGCAGAGUAAUCCAUGAGAAGAUAGUGAAAGUGGGUUUCUGUGCUGAUAUGUUCAUUCAUAAUGCCCUUAUAAAUAUGUAUGCGAAAUGUGGAGAUAUUGAAGCUGCAUAUCGGGUUUUUGUCGAAAUGCCGAGCACUAGCGUGGUUGUUUGGAAUACUUUGAUCACUGGAUUUUUCAAUUGUAGCAAUAUUGACGGUGGGCGUAUGUUGUUCGACCAAAUGCCCGAGAGAAAUGUUGAGUCAUGGAAUGUGGUAAUUGGAGGGUAUUGUAAGUUGGGUCACGUUGAUAGCGCGAGAUCUUUGUUUGAUAUUAUGCCGAAGAGGGAUUUGGUCUCAUGGGGAUCGAUGAUUUCAGGGUAUGUACACAACGGAAGGGCCAUGGAAGCUUUGCAGCUUUUUCAAGAAAUGCUGUCUGCUAGUUUUAGCCCUGAUAAUGUUACCUUUACUACUGUCCUUUCGGCCUGUGCACAAAUAGGUGCCUUGGACAUGGGAAGGUGGAUUCAUGCUAAUCUUAAGAGCAACAAAUUAAUGAAUGAUGUUUUCUUGGCUACCUCUCUUGUGGACAUGUAUGCCAAGUGUGGAUGCAUUGACAUAGCAUCUGAAUUGUUUCAUAGCAUGUCAUGUAAGAAUUUGUGCUCGUGGAAUGCUAUGUUGUCGGGGCUUGCGAUGCAUGGUUAUGGAUUUGCUGCUCUUGAACUCUUUAAAGAAAUGGAAUCUACUUGUGUGGCGCCUAAUGACGUGACUUUUGUAGCAGUUUUAGCAGCUUGUAGCCACAUUGGAUCGGUCGAUGAAGGGAGGAAGCAAUUCAAUGGAAUGAGAAAUAAGUACAACCUCACACCGAAGAUCGAGCACUACGGAUGCAUGAUUGAUAUAUUUUCCCGUGCUGGGCUCAUCAAAGAAGCUAAAGAACUUAUCCAAGACAUGCCAAUGGAGCCAAAUGUGAUUAUAUGGGGAGCUUUGCUCAACGCAUGCAGGAUAUAUGGUUAUGAUGAUAUUGGUGAUGAUGUUGUGGAGUGUCUUCAAAAGCUAGCUUCAGAAGAUGGAGGAUGUUACAUACUACUGUCAAAUAUAUAUGCUGCUAAAAACCGGUGGAGCGAAGUUGAGAAGAUUAGGAAGUUGAUGAGAGAAUUAAGACCUGAAAAGAACAUACCAGGUUUUAGCUCCAUUGAAGUGAACGGUUUGGUCCAUGAGUUUUUUGUGGAAGACAGAUUGAAUUCUAAUGGGAGAGAGAUUAACCAAGUUGUGGAAAGGUUAGGAACUCAUUUGGAAGCUGUGGGUUAUGUGCCAAAUCCGUUGUUGUUCUUGUGCAAUGUAGAUCAGUAGUUUGGAAUGUUACUGGUGAAUUGCAGGUGUCUGGAUAAUUUUUCUUGAAUCAUCUGUUAACGAAAGAACGGACAUAACUGACUAAAAA